Messenger RNA from Spirodela intermedia, 111 nucleotides. NCBI's taxonomy places the organism in Eukaryota, Viridiplantae, Streptophyta, Magnoliopsida, Alismatales, Araceae. The record is from the annotation of a GenBank genome assembly.
AUGUACACGGUGAUCCAAUCUCAAUCGGGUAGGAUGAACCGAAUUGGACCACCAAACGAAUGGACUGGGAUGGAAUCACCCAAAUCCGAUGGCGUAGUAAAAAAAGCCUGA